Dromaius novaehollandiae (emu) is the source of this 5687-nucleotide messenger RNA. RefSeq names its product presenilin 1 (gene PSEN1). The transcript is spliced from 12 exons. Lineage: Eukaryota; Metazoa; Chordata; Aves; Casuariiformes; Dromaiidae. The record is from RefSeq and is a predicted model, not a curated record. Gene Ontology annotation, molecular function: cadherin binding; aspartic endopeptidase activity, intramembrane cleaving; beta-catenin binding. Gene Ontology annotation, biological process: amyloid precursor protein catabolic process; smooth endoplasmic reticulum calcium ion homeostasis; protein processing. Bases 215 to 1660 code for a protein of 481 amino acids. Gene Ontology annotation, cellular component: plasma membrane; nucleus; endoplasmic reticulum.
CUCCCCUCCCGGGGCCGGGCCGCGGCGCAGCGCGACACCCCCCGCCGCGGCCGGAAGUGAGGUCAAGGGGGGCUGGGCCGGGGCCGGAACCUACUGGGGCCGGGCUGCGGGCAGGCCAAGAGCCGGUGGCGGAGCCGCGGGAGGGGCCGUUCAGCAUCUCAAGAAGAAAGAUCUGUUUUGCGUAGAAAUAAGUGAUUUCCAGAGGACAGCCCCAAUGACAGAACUAUCUGCACAUUUACCCCAGUUCCAGCAUGGACAGCUGACAGAAAACUUCCCUGAUAACCACCUCAGCAACACACAAGAGUCCAUGGCCUCUGCUCUGUUUAAUACUGAUCAGAAUGACAACAGUGAAAGACGGCGCCAUGAUAAUAGUGAACGCAGAAGAAAUGACAACCCUGAGUCAGAGAUCAAUGGGCAGCCACAAAACAACAUUCAGCAAGUGGUGGAACAGGAUGAAGAAGAAGACGAGGAGCUGACACUGAAAUAUGGGGCAAAACAUGUGAUUAUGUUGUUUGUACCUGUCACACUUUGCAUGGUGGUCGUUGUUGCAACCAUCAAGUCUGUCAGCUUUUAUACACGCAAGGAUGGACAGCUCAUCUACACUCCUUUCACGGAAGAGACGGAGACAGUGGGACAGAGAGCCCUGAAUUCAAUUCUCAAUGCUGCCAUCAUGAUCAGCGUCAUCAUUGUCAUGACCAUUCUUUUGGUUGUGCUUUACAAAUACAGGUGUUAUAAGGUGAUCCAUGGCUGGCUUAUCAUUUCUUCCCUUUUGCUGCUUUUCUUUUUCUCGUUCAUCUACCUGGGUGAGGUUUUUAAGACAUACAACGUUGCCAUGGACUACAUCACGUUGGCACUCAUGAUCUGGAACUUUGGUGUUGUGGGAAUGAUUUGUAUUCAUUGGAAAGGUCCACUUCGGCUCCAGCAAGCAUAUCUUAUUAUGAUAAGCGCUCUCAUGGCCUUGGUGUUCAUUAAGUACCUUCCUGAAUGGACUGCGUGGCUUAUCCUGGCUGUCAUUUCAGUGUAUGAUUUGGUUGCUGUCCUCUGUCCUAAAGGUCCUCUUCGUAUGCUGGUUGAAACAGCUCAAGAGAGAAAUGAAACUCUCUUCCCAGCACUUAUUUACUCCUCCACAAUGGUAUGGCUAGUGAACAUGGCUGAGGAAGAUCCAGAAGCCCAGCGGAAAGCUUCCAAAAACUCCACUUAUGAUAAACAAGCUCUAGCAAACCAGGCUCAGAAUGAAGAUGCUGAAGCAGAUGAUGGUGGCUUUAGUCGGGAAUGGCAGCAACAAAGGGACAGUAGAAUAGGACCCAUUGAAUCAACACCUGAAUCACGUGCUGCUGUUCAGGCUCUACCCAGUAACUCUCAAACUAGUGAAGACCCUGAAGAACGAGGAGUAAAACUAGGUUUAGGAGACUUCAUUUUCUACAGCGUCUUGGUUGGCAAAGCCUCUGCAACAGCAAGUGGGGACUGGAAUACAACUUUAGCGUGCUUUGUAGCCAUAUUAAUUGGUUUGUGCCUUACACUUCUGCUUCUUGCCAUCUUUAAGAAGGCCUUACCAGCUCUUCCAAUCUCUAUAACCUUUGGGCUAGUUUUUUACUUUGCCACAGAUAACUUGGUGCAGCCCUUUAUGGACCAGCUAGCCUUCCAUCAGUUUUAUAUCUAGCACACUUGAUGCUGGCAUUCUACGGAUAUUUGUAUUUGUAGCAAAUCUGGGAGGAGGAAGAAUGUUUUUUCCCUCACUCCUCAAGUGAAACAGAAGUUUAAUACUCAAGAUUCCAAGCCUGAAUCAUUACAACUUCCUCCCAUUUUUCCUGAGACAACUGCUGCACUGGGCACCGUAUGAUUUUUUUUUUUUCUUUCCCCUGUGUGAGCAUGGUUUCUUCUCAAUGAAUGGUCUAAACUGGGUGCUGUUUGUCGGAAGCAAUCUGAUAUACAUAAUUCUGGUAAGGACCACCUGUCUGAAAAUUGCUAAUGUUUCCACCAGCAAUGUGCUCUCUCACCACAGGUUGAUUAUUUUCCACAGUAUUAAGGGUGCUCAGGACUUCCUUGACAUUAACAGAGGAAGCUGACAAAUCAAAUGGAACUUGGCUCUAAACCAUUUGAAGAGACAACCCAAUUUAAACUCCUUCAGCAGUGAUUUUUGACAGCUGAGUCCUGACUGCUUUGUGUCAUGAGAAAGGAUUUUGCAUUGUAGCAAAUCAACAAAGGGAGAAACUGUCACUCUGAACGAGUGCUCCACUACUUCAUAGCCUCUGUGCCUAAAUGUGCUUGGUUUAGUAACUUUAAAAGCUUUUUUCACACUGGAACUAGAGCCUUUUCUCAGUUUUAAUACCUUGCAUUCUCACGCGUGGAAUGCACCUUCUGUAGAGCUGCUCCAGUUUAUGUAGCUACUUAGACUUGGACUGAAUCACUUGGCAUAAGAGGAUCACAAGCUCCUAAUUUGGAUCUUUGAUUCUGAAAGGUUAUGGAAAUACUUUAAAAGGCAAUUUCAGGACUGACUUACUCUUCGUGCUCUUGCAAAUCAUUUUGCUAGAACACCAGUUCAAACCCUGCAUUUGAGAAUAGCCACUAACAGCACAGACUGCAUUGUUAGUUUAAGUUCCUUUUAUUGAUCAUCUUAUGAAAGAAGCAGACAUUCACAACAGUUCCAGCUGGAGUUUACCCUGCCAGAUCUAAAGGCUGAAGUGCUAUUAGUAGCACUUCUAAUGUUUCUUUCAAAUUUUUCCCUUCAAAAACAUAGCUGAAGAGAUCUAGUCUACAGCAAAUUAAAAUGUGGAAAUGCUCUUUCUAAGUAAAAUUGUGUUGACCUUGCCAUUGUGUUGGUUUGAAGUCUUGAUCACCCAACCUUCUAACACCUCAGGUUGGGCAGGGAUGUUUUUUCAUGCAGUAACUUCAUUGGUGAGAAUUCUUAAGUUAGAUGAGACAGUACUUAAUGUUACCAAGGAAUAAAAUCUGUGGCCCUCUUACUUUAAUUACCUCUCCUGUGAGGAACAGAAGACUGGAGAAAUGAACGACAACUCAAAAUCACUGAAAAGAAGAUACGGGUUUUUCAUCUUCCUACAAGAAAAAGAAUCGAUUCUGACCUUAAAAUUGCUAAACUCUGUUUUGUUCUUUAUUUGAAAGAGCUUGUUUAUGAAUAGUUGCUUGGAAAUGAGACUUACGUGAGAUGAAGUUGCUUUUGUCAUAGACUCUUGGUCUGUAAAGUCAACUUUUUUCUGAACGAAGCACAGAGAGUGGGUAACGACGGGCAUUCCAUUUUACCUCCAUCUGGAUACUGGAGUCCUCGCCAAAUAGAACCGUCAAAAUCCCGAAGCAAACUCCUUUUCCCUUUUUCUUGGGGCUUUGUUUCAGUGCCUAUAGAUUCAAAGGACUGAGACCUCACAGAUGCUCUCAAACCGUUGCCCAAGUAAUGGAAUAAAGGGUGUGAUGUAUAAAUCUGCUUUAAAACCAAGAAAAGUUUAUUUUGGUUGUUCUUGGAAACAUCUCUGUAUUGUCCAGGAUGAUGUGCUAACUGUAGUGUUAGCAUCUACAUCUGCAUAAAUAAGAUAUACUGUCUUGUCUCCUCUAAAGUACUUUAUUCAUCUCAUUUGUAUGCUAAUUCAUUGUGGAUAGCAUUAAUAAAGUAAUCAUCACAGUUGCUCACACUGACUUUUCAGGUCAAACUUCCUUGUGUUUUUGAGCUUCAUUCACUGUUCCAUGUUUUGCUGAAAUGGAGCCUGACUUAAAACAGGCUUUUUUAUACAAGACUCUGAGUUGUUUAAGUUUUUUUACUAUUGUAACUUGUUCCUUUCCUGAGCAUUAUAUCUAAGAAAAUUCCCAUGUGUGUUAUAUUGGGCUUCCUAACUAUUGUUUUGUUGUAUAGAACAGGUUUGCUAAGAGUUGGCACCACUAGCAUCUGUUUGCAUACCUGAGCCGAGUCUCAGUUGAGUUGUUACUGAAAUGCGGCAGUCAUCUUUAUUGUUUGUGGUUUUGGUUUAAUUAUUUGCUGUAGAAGCAAUGACUCCCAUAAGAGUUGCUUUAUAAUCCAUAGAAAUAGAGAAAAACUUUUCCACAUACUUGAAUGGGUGUUAGAUGUACAACCUGAGCAAGAGCUCAGAAUCUUCAAACACUAAAUUGCCGGUCUUCCACUCUCCAAAGUUGUUUCUGCUAUCCUGGAGUUUUAAUUUCUGAGUUAGUGGAGAUUAUAAAAUCACAGAAACUGUUGUUCAAGAUUAUGUAUUUGAAUCUCAAAAUGAAGAAAUAUAGAAAAGGGAAAGCUGCUUCAAGCCCAGCCCAAUAUAUGUUAAAGUAUGCUGUCUAAUACCAAGUCAUGAGUAUACCUUCAGAAACUAGGAUGUGCAGAACUGAGGCAAAUUUUCUAGAUUUGCUCUUACACUGAGGCAUGGUAGUUUGUUCCAAAUGAGAUCUUGCAGAUAAAGGCUAUCUCAGGAGUUGGGUCCAGAAGAUUCAGUUAAGAAUGUUUUUUCGCUUGAAUUUGAGUUGUUAUUACAUAAGUGUGAAGGUGGUAUCCGUUCUUUCUUACUCCUUUGUCUUAAAACACCACUUGGCUAGCUUGGGAUAGCUGAAAGAAUUCUGUUACGUAGUCUGCAUUUUUGAGAGAGUUGUUCAUUAUUUUUUAAUUAGUAUAUUAAGAACAGUAUAUUAGACUGUAGCUCUGAAAGAACUAUUGUGUAACUGGUAGCUACGUUCAUCUCUUUUGUGCCCCGAACAGACUAACUUGUAAUUGUUGUGUUUCAAGUUACGGUUUGAAACUGAAUAUCCUGAUAGCUUACUCUCCCCUUUCAGGUUGCAUUAAUGAUUAGUCUCCUCCUUUAACUACUCUUUUGCAAAUAAAUAAAUGAAUAAACCAAAACACUGAGCUACAGAUUUGCUUAAAAAACAGCCACUUUAUUUCAUUUCUUCAUUUUUCGCAUUGGGGGAUUUAAUCCAGAGCAAAAAGACAAAACAGAUCCCCAGAAGCUGGGGGUUGGAGUUGGUUUGUUUAUUUGUUUGUUUGUUUUGUAGCAAAGGUGUGUGAUGCUGUCAUAGUUAUGCAUGGCUCUUAAGGUGGCACUCAAAUUCUUGUAUCUUGAAGGUGUGCACUUAUAUACUGCAGCACAUUCAAAACAGUUCUGUCUGGGCAGAUCAUGACUCUUUUAAGCCAAAUAUUCAAGGACUGUGUUCCACUAGAAAUGGCUUAUUUCUUUGAUGUGAAAAGUAGACCCUGGAUAUUUCAGGCAUAGGAGACUGGCGCUUCUGGGAUGUACAUAGAGUAUGCAUUCUGGGCCUGCAGAUGACAACUGUUUUGCCAUUACUGCAGUGAAGAGAUAAAUAUUCUGAAGUUCAUUUUGGGUGGACGAUACUGUAUGAAGAAACUUACCCAAAUACAUUACUAAAAAAAUACUAUUACUUUUGGCAAUGAUGCUAUUGAAACAAGUCUGAUAGAGACUAUGGAACGUCUGCACUGCAGCUACAUCUCAGUGAUAACUUGAUCAUUGGGAACACUGAAAUGUGAAUUGGAAUCAAAUUCUUUUACACUCAAAGCAUUUGCUGUUUUCUUUUUUUACAAACACUGGUUUGUACAUAAUCUGAAUUGAAUGUGAAUGUUUUUUAAAUACCUUUCCGGUUCUUGAUAAGAGAAAGUUUUGAUAGAUUACUGGAAAUUUUCCUGUAUUUGUCUAAUUAUUAAAAUAAAAUUGCAUGAAUCCUAA